This is a messenger RNA of Octodon degus (degu), 3357 nucleotides long. It is a transcript of the gene Sema3b, whose product is annotated as semaphorin 3B. Gene Ontology annotation, molecular function: chemorepellent activity; semaphorin receptor binding. The transcript has 19 exons. NCBI's taxonomy places the organism in Eukaryota, Metazoa, Chordata, Mammalia, Rodentia, Octodontidae. Gene Ontology annotation, biological process: semaphorin-plexin signaling pathway; negative chemotaxis; negative regulation of axon extension involved in axon guidance. The coding region runs from base 357 to 2624 and encodes 755 amino acids. The record is from RefSeq and is a predicted model, not a curated record.
AACUGGUAAGGAAGGACUGGGGCCAGUCCUGGGGGUCUGUGUGACAUCCAGAACUCCCACCCUGCUUACCCCUAGGAACUGAGGCAGCAGCUAAACUCCCAUUAUUCUCAGAUGACACCCCAGCUGUGGAGGGACAGGGAUUGAACUUGGGACCUUGAGCAUGCCAGUGAGGCACUUAUGACACUGAACUGUCUCUCCGACCAAGGAACAUUCACACUGACAGGCACCCACAGCCUUGGCUCCACCCCCAAAGUGCCUCUGUGUUUCUCUGUGAAUCUAUCCUGGGGCAGAGUCCAGGGAGACUCAAGGCUCCUCCACACACACCCGCUGAAUCCUGAGCGCCCUGAGCUGCCUGCAUGGGGCGUGCUGAGGCCGCCGCCAUGAUCCCAGGCCUGACCCUGCUCUGGGCAGCAGGGCUGGGGCAUGCUACCCCCAGUCCCCCACGCCUUCGGCUCUCCUUUCAAGAGCUCCAGGCCUGGCACGGCCUCCGGACCUUCAGGCUGGAGCGGACCUGUUGCUAUGAAGCCUUGCUGGUGGAUGAGGAGCGUGGACGGCUGUUUGUGGGUGCUGAGAAUCAUGUGGCUUCCCUCAGCCUGGACAACAUCAGCAAGCAGGCCAAGAAGCUGUCCUGGCCAGCCCCAGUGGAAUGGCGGGAAGAGUGCAACUGGGCAGGGAAGGACAUUGGUACCGAGUGCAUGAACUUUGUAAAGUUGCUCCAUCCCUACAAUCACACACAUGUGCUGGCCUGUGGCACAGGAGCCUUCCACCCCAUCUGUGCAUUUGUGCAAGUGGGCCACCGACUGGAGGAACCCAUACUCUUGUUGGAACCAAGAAGGCUGGAGGAUGGCAAAGGGAAGAGUCCCUAUGACCCUAGGCAUCGGGCGGCCUCCGUGCUGGUGGGGGAGGAGCUGUACUCAGGGGUGGCGGCAGACCUCAUGGGCCGAGACUUUACCAUCUUUCGAAGCCUGGGCCAACGACCAAGUCUCCGAACAGAGCCACACGAUUCACGCUGGCUCAAUGAACCCAAGUUUGUCAAGGUCUUUUGGAUCCCGGAGAGUGAUAAUCCAGAUGAUGACAAAAUCUACUUCUUCUUCCAUGAGUUGGCAGUGGAGGCAGCACCAGUACUGGGGCGCCUGACUGUGUCUCGAGUCGGCCAGAUCUGCCGGAAUGACAUGGGUGGCCAGCGCAGUUUGGUCAAUAAGUGGACGACGUUCCUAAAGGCACGGUUGGUAUGCUCUGUGCCUGGCAUGGAGGGCGACACUCACUUCGACCAGCUCCAGGAUGUAUUCCUGCUGUCCUCAAGGGAUCCCCGAAAUCCACUGCUCUACACUGUCUUUUCCACAUCCAGCGGCAUCUUCCAGGGCUCUGCUGUGUGUGUGUACAGCAUGAACGAUGUGCGCCGGGCCUUCCUGGGACCGUUUGCACACAAGGAGGGGCCCACACACCAGUGGGUGGCCUAUCAGGGCCGUGUUCCCUAUCCCAGGCCUGGCAUGUGUCCCAGCAAGACCUUUGGCACCUUCAGUUCCACGAAGGACUUCCCUGACGACGUCAUCCAGUUUGCCAGGAACCACCCUCUCAUGUAUAACCCGGUCUUGCCCAUUGGGGGGCGCCCUGUCUUCAUGCAAGUGAGUGCUGGUUAUACCUUCACUCAAAUCGCUGUGGACCGUGUAGCAGCUGCUGAUGGGCACUAUGACGUUCUCUUCAUUGGCACAGACGUGGGAACGGUGCUGAAGGUGAUCUCGCUCCCCAAAAGCAGCCAGCCAAGUUCCGAGGGAUUGCUUCUGGAAGAGCUGCACGUGUUUGAGCACUCAGCUGCUGUCACCAGCAUGCAAAUCUCCUCCAAGAGGCAUCAGCUGUACAUAGCCUCACGGAGCUCAGUGGCCCAGAUCUCCUUGCACCGCUGUGCAGCCCAUGGCCGCGCCUGCGCAGAAUGCUGUUUGGCACGUGACCCCUACUGUGCCUGGGAUGGGGUAAAGUGUACGCGCUUCCAGCCUAGUGCCAAGAGGCGUUUCCGGCGGCAAGACAUAAGGAAUGGCGACCCCAGCAUGCUUUGCUCCAGGGACUCGUCCCGUCCUGCUUUGCUGGAGCGGAAGGUCUUUGGCGUGGAGGGUGGCAGUGCCUUCUUGGAAUGUGAGCCCCGUUCGCUGCAGGCGCGCGUGGAGUGGACUUUCCAGCGCACAGGGGAGGCUGCCUACACCCAGGUGCCGACGGAGGAGCGCGCCGAGCGCGCGGCGCGGGGGCUACUGCUGCGGGGGCUGCGGCGCCAGGACUCCGGCGUGUACCUGUGCGCAGCCAUCGAGCACGGCUUUUCGCAGCCGCUCCGUCGCCUCGCGCUACACGUUCUGAGCGCAACGCAGGCUGAGCGGCUGGCACGGGCCGAGGAGGUUGCGCCUCCUGCGCCCUCGGGCCCUAAACUCUGGUACCGGGACUUUCUGCAGCUGGUGGAACCGGGCGGCGGCGGCGGCGGCGGCGGCGGUGGCGCCGCGAGCUCCCUGCGCAUGUGUCAGCCGCAGCAUGCGCCGCGCGCCCCGGGGCCCGAACCGCGCAGGAAGGGCCGCAACCGGCGGACGCAUGCCUCCGAGCCGCGCGCUGAAAGGGGGCCGCGCAGCGCUGGGCACUGGUGACUGGGUUGUCCCCAUGCGGGGACCAGAAGGGAAACGAGAGGCCAGAGAGGGGGCAGACAGGCCCCAGGAAGACGGAUGGGCUGGAGCUGGGCACACUGCGGUCCCCGGGCCAACGGAGAUACUGAAGGACAGGCCCUGGCCCAAGGGCAGCUGCACCGGCUUAUUUAUUAACAGGAUAACCCUUGAACGUAGCCCUAGAAGGGUGGCCCAGGCCAGGUGCGGGAUCUGGCUCAGAGGGAGGGAACAGAGAAGCAGGGCUUCAGCAACAACCAGGGCCAGGGAGGUGCCCUGAAUGCCCACCCUGGCAAAGGGAUUCCUUUCCUUUGCAGUGAGCAGGAGGCUCUGAACAAGCUGGGCCAUUGGGGGUGGGGCGAGGCAGGACGACUGUACUAAAGUAAUGCAAUAAACACAUUAUCAGCUGAAGCUGGAGUGACCACAGCAGACAACCACUACUAGAAUUUGCUGUGUGGUCUUAGGCAUCUAGCUAGCAGUCUCAGAGCCCGAGUUUCUCCUGUCUAAGAUUGCUGUAGUGAGGAUUUAAAGUAGUGCAUACAUAACUGAGCAGGUUCUGUAGGGCCUGCGGGAUUAGUACUGACAUGCACAGUAUGUUCUGUAUAAUUUAAGGCCUAAGUGAAUCAGGAGUAGUGGUACAUGCCUAUGCCAGCGCUUAUAAAGUUGAAGCAGUAGGAUCUCCAGUUCCAGAACAGCCUGGGUGACAUGGUAAGAUCUUGUC